Molecule: messenger RNA, 2328 nt
Organism: Salvelinus fontinalis (brook trout)
Lineage: Eukaryota; Metazoa; Chordata; Actinopteri; Salmoniformes; Salmonidae
Exons: 2
Coding region: 782-1693 (303 amino acids)
Source: RefSeq, a predicted model, not a curated record
CCCACUACGCUCCCGGAACUGAGGCUUUGAGAUCUACAUUUUCACUUUGUUACACCUUUAGUGAGCAAAACAGCUAAUAACUUAGCUAAAUACUGACAUUAUCCUCAAUCGAGAUAUCUGUCCGUCGUUUCAGCUCCAACUGAACUUAAAGGUGCAUUUCAGACACACAUCUUCGUGGCCAUUCAGGAUGUAGUGUACUCAGACUGUCUAGCUCUAGCUAAUAACACAGCAUAGUAGGCUAUUGGUUGACAGACAGCCGCUAAUCAGAUCACAUCACCGCCAGAUAAUUAACUAAAGAUGCUGAAAAUGGAGGGACUCAGGCCGAAGAUGGACCCGGAAGAGAUGAAGAUGUGGUGUCUUCGGUCAGGAACUUUCUCCUCCAUGUCGCCCUGCUCCGAGUCACACCAUACGUUCUGUUGUUUACUCAUCUCCUCUCCAUUCUAGCACCAUACGUUCUGUUGUUUACUGAUCUCCUCUCCAUUCUUGCACCAUACGUUCUGUUGUUUACUCAUCUCCUCUCCAUUCUAGCACCAUACGUUCUGUUGUUUACUGAUCUCCUCUCCAUUCUAGCACCAUACGUUCUGUUGUUUACUGAUCUCCUCUCCAUUCUAGCACCAUACGUUCUGUUGUUUACUGAUCUCCUCUCCAUUCUAGCACCAUACCUUCUGUUGUUUACUGAUCUCCUCUCCAUUCUAACACCAUAUGUUCUCAGAAGCUGGACAGCAUAUGAAUAGAAUCCAUCUUCUCUCACCCUCUACCCUCAAGACCUACAUCACACAAGAUGCUUCAGAACAACAACAACAACAAGCUGGUGAAGUUGCUACCCAACAGGAACAACCAUGACAACAACAAGCUGAUGAAGUUGCUACCCAACAGGAACAACCAUGACAACAACAACAACAACAAGCUGGGGAAGUUGCUACCCAACAGGAACAACCCUGACAACAACAACAACAACAAGCUGGUGAAGUUGCUACCCAACAGGAACAACCAUGACAACAACAACAAGCUGAUGAAGUUGCUACCCAACAGGAACAAACAUGACAACAACAACAACAAGCUGGUGAAGUUGCUACCCAACAGGAACAACCAUGACAACAACAACAAGCUGGUGAAGUUGCUACCCAACAGGAACAACCAUGACAACAACAACAACAACAAGCUGGUGAAGUUGCCUCCCAACAGGAACAACCAUGACGACAACAACAACAAGCUGGUGAAGUUGCUACCCAACAGGAACAACCAUGACAACAACAACAAGCUGGUGAAGUUGCUUCCCAACAGGAACAACCAUGACAACAACAACAAGCUGGUGAAGUUGCUACCCAACAGGAACAACCCUGACAACAACAACAACAUGGUGAAGUUGCUACCCAACAGGAACAACCAUGACAACAACAACAACAAGCUGGUGAAGUUGCUUCCCAACAGGAACAACCAUGACAACAACAACAACAAGCUGGUGAAGUUGCUACCCAACAGGAACAACCAUGACAACAACAACAAGCUGGUGAAGUUGCUACCCAACAGGAACAACCAUGACAACAACAACAAGCUGGUGAAGUUGCUACCCAACAGGAACAACCAUGACAACAACAACAACAACAAGCUGGUGAAGAUGUUAAUGUCACCACCAUGGAUGUUUAAGUUUAAUAGUCUACCAAGUGUUAAUGUCACCACCAUGGAUGUUUAAGUUAUAUAUUCUACCAAGUGUUAAUGUCACCACCAUGGAUGUUUAAGUUAUAUAGUCUACCAAGUGUUAAUGUCACCACCAUGGAUGUUUAAGUUAUAUAGUCUACCAAGUGUUAAUGUCACCACCAUGGAUGUUUAAGUUAUAUAUUCUACCAAGUGUUAAUGUCACCACCAUGGAUGUUUAAGGUAUAUAGUCUACCAAGUGUUAAUGUCACCACCAUGGAUGUAGAAGUUAUAUAGUCUACCAAGUGUUAAUGUCACCACCAGGGAUGUUUAAGUUUAUAUAGUCUACCAAGUGUUAAUGUCACCACCAUGGAUGUUUAAGUUUAUAUAGUCUACCAAGUGUUAAUGUCACCACCAUGGAUGUUUAAGUUAUAUAGUCUACCAAGUGUUAAUGUCACUGUAGGGGGUGGGUCCCAAAGACCCUCCCCAUUAUUGUUUAAGGGGACCUUAAGAUUCAUAUGUUUUGCUGCAGGCCUUAUAAUAGAUACUGUUUCUAUGUGUCUAAACUCUGCCACUCUUCGUUGUACAAGCCAUCUAUAUUAAUCUUUGUGGUUAAGCUCUGGCUGUUGUGAGAGUGUGCUUGCAGGCUGGGUCUGAGUCAGACCGAAACUAGAUAAAGAGAAGUAACCACUG